AUGAAGGCUGCUUUCUUUUUGCUUGUGGUUUUUUCCCUUGUCACUAAAUCUGCUGGAUUUGUAGUCGAACGUCCAGAUGGGAUUGGGAUCGAUUUAGAAGUAGAUGACGAAAUAGGAGGAGAAAAUGAAGAUGUCUCAGGCUUCCUCGUCGAUUCAAAUGUGGAUACAUCAGGUAAUUUGGGUUUUUUUUGUUUAUUUAUUUAUUUAUUUAUUUUUGUUUUCAUCAUGACCUACCUCCAGCUCCAGAGAAAACAAAUGUCGUUGUAAUAAAUUAAUUAAUCAAAAUGACAUCUGAUUUAUGUUUACGUUGAACAUCGAACAGUGCGUAAGUAUCACAUAACUUACCCUGAGUUAAAGAAUCUUUUUUUUUCUCCUUUUUUUCUGGCAAAACCGCCGCAAAAACACAGCACCAGAGUUGUAUUAUGAUCGUGGACGACAUAUGUUUUAUUCUAGUCUUUUUUAAGACGGACCUUUGGAGCUUAGUUACCAGGCAGGUGAAAACAUUCUCUAUAUUUUGGCUGAUUAGAUCUCUUUUCUAGAGAUGCAACGUUUACAACUAGCAGGAUCUUCGUCCACGGUUUUUUCAGUUAAUUUAAUCCUUUAUUAUCUACUCACCUAAUUGCCAAUGGUUACUGCGAAAUGACUAGAUCUACUGUAAAUUUGGUUUUUAGAAUGUUCAACCUACAAAAUCCUGAACGAGUCGAGCCGUGCACAAUCAUUUCAGCGGCAUGCAGGCGCUUUUGUCUGCUAUAAUAAAGGAUGGUACAGAUUCCAAGGAGGAGUAGAAACAAAAAUGGCAAAUAGCUGUCCAAAGAGAAACCAUUGUGGCUGGAUGGUCGGUGAGCAUCCUACAGUGGACCAAGGAGUUGUGCGACGUAAAGCAUGUUUUCAUUGGUCCAACAACUGUUGUUCCUUCUCAGCUAAUAUCCGGGUACGAAACUGUGGAUCUUUUUAUGUGUAUGAGUUGCUGUCAAAUCUUAACUAUCAUUGGAAAUUGAAGCUGUACUGUGGAAGUGGUCUGGAAGAUGAGACAGCAGAAAAUUCAGGUAAACACAACUGAACAUACGGUAUAAUCGUAUUCCCUAUGGACAAAAAUAUCGGCAGUGAGGCUAGGCAAAAUUAGGCAACCUCAUUAUAAGCUAUCCUAAACUUUUGAUUCCUUUUGAAUAGUUUCAGAGUCAGUUUUAAAAGUCCCUCCUCUUGUUUUCUACUCCUCAAAUAAUCCCUGAUUAUUUCUUAUUAAUUUUGCUAGAAAAAUAUCACAUUCAGUAAACACUAAUUUCCUCGGCUGUAUUUUGCCUAUGAAUAUAUGAAGUUCAUGGAAAGUGCGCAUGCACGAGUUGUUGACGUAUCAGAAAUCGAAUAAGUGACCCCGAGCGAACGAGUGAGACGUAGUUAGUUUCUGAUGCAAAAAUUAGUAUAAGUGAAUACCGAAGUACAAAGUACGGCGGGAAUGACCGUGAAGCAACAUGGAAAGUGAGGGCGCUGCGAGCACCUAAAGAUGGGAACUUUGGCGCGAAACUCAGGCACCGCUACGGUUUCUAGUUAGACGAACUAUUUUCUCGUGGUAAAAAAAAACACACACACAUACAUUGUUCGUAAUUAGUGAUUCAUCCUUUUGUUUUAUUUUAAAGCCAGCUGUUCUUAGCCAUUUGUGACUAUGGACUUGGCCCACAACAGAAUCGUCGGUUCUUUUGGGGUGCUGACCAUGCAGAGGCUUCUCUUCCUAUUUUUUCUUCAUGAUUUGUUGCAUCAUGAUCAUUAUCAUUGUCAUUUCGUUUAUUGUCAUUUGAUUUAUCAUAACGAUUAUCAUUAUGGUUUUAAGCCAGUGUCAUUGUUUUCUCUUUGAAGGUGAGUCUGGUAGUGGAACGGCAGCGAUCAACUCUGGUGAGGGGAGUUCUCCAGCUUAACAGAGAAGUCACAAUGAUUGUUUUGCUUUCAAGAUCAGAGUAUACUUAAUCUGGUUUUUUUUUAAUGUACCUAAUGUGAGCCUAAUAUAUGGGUUAGGACACUAUAUUUACACUUUUUUGAUGUUGUUAAAGAAGGUGAAUAGGCGAAGUAAUUCCUGAAUACAAUGUUUAACGCUAACAGGUCAUUCUCUUGUAUGAUUAUCCAUUGUUAUUGAAUACUAUUUCGCGAAAAUAUUUAACAACUUCUCUAAGUUUAUUUCAGUAGCAACUAUCCUAAAGUACUCCGUAUAUUCCAAAUUCAUGGAAGAAUGUAAUUUUGUAAACUGAACUAAGGCUGAAAUUAAACUUGAAUAUAAUUAUGGUGAAUAAGUUAUCAUAAAAGUGUGGGUAUACCAGUUCUCUAUAUUUUAAAAACCAUCACAAAUACCUCUUAAAUAAAAAUAAAGUCUACUGAAC
Porites lobata is the source of this 2366-nucleotide messenger RNA. The record is from the annotation of a GenBank genome assembly. NCBI's taxonomy places the organism in Eukaryota, Metazoa, Cnidaria, Anthozoa, Scleractinia, Poritidae.